Westerdykella ornata is the source of this 699-nucleotide messenger RNA. Its product is annotated as trimeric LpxA-like protein. Gene Ontology annotation, molecular function: acetyltransferase activity. The transcript is spliced from 3 exons. Bases 130 to 699 code for a protein of 189 amino acids. NCBI's taxonomy places the organism in Eukaryota, Fungi, Ascomycota, Dothideomycetes, Pleosporales, Sporormiaceae. The record is from RefSeq and is a predicted model, not a curated record.
ACCUCCACCAUGGGAGUCAUAAUGUUCGAUCUUCUCACAGAUUUCUUGAAUUCGUUCGAAUAGACUAUUUCCACAUAGACAUCUCCUUUCAGCACCGCAUCAUUUCUGCAUAUCGCAUUUCUUACCACCAUGUCCAUGUCCACAAACAAGCAGAAGAUGCUCGCAGGCGAGCUCUACCACGCCUUCACCCCCGAACUCAGCGCCGCCCGCGCCCGCUGCCGCGACGCCUGCAUGCGCUACAACAACGCCAGCGAGUCCCUCACGCGACGAGAGCGCGUCAGGCUGUUCCGGGACGUAAUCCAAGACGACACCCCCUUGCCCCCCGAAGCUGCCACCCCAGAGGAAGACGAGAGCCUAUUCGCAGAUGAGCCGCACGUACUUGCGCCCCUGGCCAUGGACUACGGUUUCAACGUGCGCUUCGGCAAAAAUGUGUUCGUGAAUUUCAACUCUGUCUUUCUGGAUACGUGUCUUACGACCAUCGGGUCACGCACGCUUGUGGGGCCUAAUGUGUCGUUUUUCUCUGCUACGCAUCCUCUGGAUCCCGUCUUGAGGAAUGGCUUGAAGGGCCCGGAGAUGGGGAAGGAGAUUCAUGUCGGGGAGGAUUGCUGGAUUGGUGGCAAUGGGCAGUGUGGUGGGUGCGGGGAGUGUGGUUACGAAGGAUGUGCCUCCUUUUACGGUCGUGGCGGGGAAUCCCGCUAG